Messenger RNA from Lagenorhynchus albirostris (white-beaked dolphin), 1374 nucleotides. It is a transcript of the gene MOGAT3, whose product is annotated as monoacylglycerol O-acyltransferase 3. The record is from RefSeq and is a predicted model, not a curated record. NCBI's taxonomy places the organism in Eukaryota, Metazoa, Chordata, Mammalia, Artiodactyla, Delphinidae. Gene Ontology annotation, molecular function: diacylglycerol O-acyltransferase activity. Gene Ontology annotation, cellular component: endoplasmic reticulum membrane. Gene Ontology annotation, biological process: triglyceride biosynthetic process.
AUGGGAGUCUCCACAGCCCCGCCGCCCUCCCGCAGUAUGAAAACCCUGAAGAAGCGGCGGCUAGAACUUCUCUUCCUCCUCUUCACGUCGCUCUGGUAUUUCUCUGUUCUCUGCUUGGUGUGGUUCUUCCUGGACCGGGACACACCUGCCCAAGGAGGAAGGCGUUCUGAGUGGAUGAGGAACUGGACUGUUUGGAAGCACCUAAGGGAUUAUUUUCCCAUAAAACUGGUGAAAACGGUAGAGCUGCCCCCUGACCGGAACUACCUGCUGGUCGCUCACCCACAUGGGAUCAUGGCCAUGGGAAUCCUCUGUAACUUCUCCACUGAGAGCUCCAGCUUCUCCCAGCAGUUCCCCAGGCUUCUGCCCUUGACGGCCAUGCUGAAUGGCCUCCUCUAUUUCCCAGUCUACCGAGGCUACCUUCUAGCCUUUGGAGGAUGUUCCGUGAACAGCCAGAGCCUGGAUUUUAUUCUGUCGCAGCUUCACGUCGGGCAGGCUGUGGUCGUCCUGGAGGGGGCCCACGAGUCCCUGUAUGCCAUCCCAGGGGAGCACUGCCCUGUCCAGAAUCGGAAAGGCUUUGUCCACCUGGCACUGAGGCACGGCACUUCUCUGGUGCCCGUGUACUCCUUUGGGGAGAAUGAUAUCUUCAGAGUUAAGGCUUUUGCCCCAGACUUGUGGCAGCAUCUGUGCUAGAAGAUGCUGGGCUUCAAGAAGCUCCUGGGCUUUUCUCCUUGCGUCUUCUGGGGCUGUGGUCUCUUCUCAGCCAACUCCUGGGGCCUGGUGCCCUUCUCCAGGCCCAUGACCACUGUGGUGGGCUGCCCCAUCCCGGUGCCCCAGUGUCUCGGGCCCACCGAGGAACAGGUUGACCACUCUCACAUGCUCUACGUGAAGGCUCUGGAGCAGCUGUUUGAUGAGCACAAGGAAAGCUGCGGUGUCCCAGCUUCCACUCGCCCCACCUUCAUCUGGCCCCGGCCUUACCCCUCCCCCCACACUCACCAGCCCCACCAGCCCCCGAUCCCAGUGUACAUUGAAGUCUUUCUCUCUGCGUGCGGCCCCGCGGGGGCCUUGCUGCCUGAUGGCAGUCCCGCCCCCCACUGGGACAAGGGGCGGAUUCUCGUCUGCAAGGCUAGAGGCCACCCAGCAGCGCCCACCUCGCCGCCCAGGGGCCACUCCGCUUUCCCAGGCGCCCCGCCACCCCACCGCCUGCCCCCAGCGCCCGCCAGCCCCCGGUGGCAACCUAGUCCGCUCCAGAUCCGCGCCACGUUUCCUCUGCAUCACUGGGGUUUCCUCCCCUCGGCCGAGCCCGAGCAGAGCAGCGACCGCGCGUACCGCCCGAAUCCCGAAGCUCUGGGCGCCCGAGCCCGCGUGCAGGACUGA